Dissoconium aciculare CBS 342.82 is the source of this 876-nucleotide messenger RNA. RefSeq lists its product as uncharacterized. The record is from RefSeq and is a predicted model, not a curated record. NCBI's taxonomy places the organism in Eukaryota, Fungi, Ascomycota, Dothideomycetes, Mycosphaerellales, Dissoconiaceae. The coding region runs from base 1 to 876 and encodes 291 amino acids. The transcript has 2 exons. Gene Ontology annotation, biological process: RNA processing.
AUGCCUAAAGAAAAGUCAAUCAAUCCUGCGCAGGCGCAGCGCAAGGCCGAGAAACAGAAAGAGAUCAAAAAGAACAAGCAGAACAUACAAAGUCAACGCAAUGAAAAAUUGGCGAGACGCAACCCGGAGCGUGUUCAAAAGCAGAUUGACGAGCUGAAAGAGCUGGAGAAUCGAGGUGUGCUCCGACCAAAGGACAAAGAGACUCUUGCACAGCUCGAGCGCGAUCUUCGUGGCAUUCGCCGUGCGCGAGAAGCCUUGGGUGACUCGGCACCUAAGUUUCCCAGCCGCGAGGGACGCGAUGGACCAGACGGUCGCCGAGAGCAAAUUGACCGUCGUCAGAAUCUUGGAAAGAGACGAAGGGACGAAGACGACGCGCAUUCGAGCGACACUGAUCCAGAGGUCCGCGAUAUCCCCAUGCCGCGAGAUACGCCUCCACCGAUACCUUCCACAGCACGAAAGUUUGAGCCGAACGCAAAAAUAGGUCCCGAUGGAAAGAGAGUGCCCCAUACGCUGCCAAGCAAGCCCGUGUCGACCAUUGAGUCACAAGCAGUCUACAGUAGCGCACCCCAGCUACGAGAUCUGACAAAGGAGUCGUUGAAAUUUGUGCCAUCUACAGUGGCGCAGAAAAAGAAGCUGGUGCAGGGACAGGGUCGAUUACUCGAGCCCGAGGAGAUCGAGAAGCUCGAAAGCGCAGGAUACUAUGCGGCUGAAAAGGCAGCAGAGCAAGCGGACAUCAAAGCGAAGACGGGCAAAGCAGACGAUUUUGAAGCCGAGUUACGACGGUUUGAGAGCGAGAUUGAUCACGUCUACCCCUCUACUGAAGCAGGUAAUGCGCGACAGGUUCAGCUCGAAGACGCGUCUGAUGAUGGGAACUAA